Phanerochaete carnosa HHB-10118-sp is the source of this 1934-nucleotide messenger RNA. RefSeq lists its product as uncharacterized. The coding region runs from base 438 to 1700 and encodes 420 amino acids. Gene Ontology annotation, biological process: macroautophagy. The record is from RefSeq and is a predicted model, not a curated record. NCBI's taxonomy places the organism in Eukaryota, Fungi, Basidiomycota, Agaricomycetes, Polyporales, Phanerochaetaceae. The transcript is spliced from 4 exons. Gene Ontology annotation, cellular component: fungal-type vacuole membrane.
UGCGAGCGUUGCAUGAACAAGGCGGAAAACGGCAGGUGCCUGCGCUCUUGACCCAGGACACUCGAGAGGACUGGUCUGUGUAGCUGGGGGUCGGCGGCGGAGAGCCUGCUGAGGCCGGUUGGGGUGCUGAAGAAGGCCUGGAGGCGAAAGGGCAUGACAUCUUCGCCCGUGGCACGCGCAUUUCAUAUUGCUGUCACGUCUAGAGCAUCUUCUAUUCGCUGCCUCGUGGCAUUUUCCGCUUGCAGGAAGGUUGGCAAUAUGGCGAGGCGCCCCGCGAGCCUCGAUGAACGCAUCGCCUGGCGAUGUUUGGCAGGCGUCGACCCCACCCUCAUCUAUAUAAGCCUGCGUGCCUACGGUCCCGAAGCUCUGUUUCGAGUCUCCCCCGUUUCUCGCGCUCACAUCCCUACGCCUCACGACACGCGCACGCCCGCGACGACAUGAGAUACGCCACCCUCCUCAGCCUAGCGCUCGCUCCUUCAGCGGCGCUCGCGCAGAACUCAACGUUCUUCGCCGGACUCGUCAGCGCGCUGACAAAUGCAGGGCUCACGCAGUUGAUCAGUGUUACGUCGAUGAUCAACGGCACCGCUACCGGUCAGGAAGUCCUGAGUGAUAUCUCGAAUGGCAGCCCUUACCUGCUGUUUGCCCCGAAUAACGAUGCUUGGUCGAAUGUUCCAAGCAACUUUACUAGCAGUGUCACCACUCUGGCGGACAUCUUCUCAUACCACGUCGUCCCUGGCAACUUCUCCAACGUACGAACCAACUACCCCAACAUCACCCUCGGCCAAACUCUCUAUAACGACUCUGCUACAGUGCACCUGGAGGGCAACAAGCCGCAGGUCGUGGCCUGGGCGACCCGGAACGACUCCAUGACGCACGUACUUAACCAGAAGAACGACUCGACGGUGGUCAACACGACGACAUUUGGAAACUUAACAAUAUUUAUAGUCAACCAAGUGUUGCAGGUGCCCGAGGACCUUGAAGACACCAUCCCGACGAACAGCCUGGACGCGUUCUCGACGGUACUCGAGAGCGCGACGCUCAGCUUCUACAACAGCAGCACGAACACGACGGGUGACGUCACCUUCUUUGACGCGUUCAACACCGGCUUCCACGGGUUCACGCUCUUCUCGCCGGAUGACGCGGCUGUCAACGCGUCGAACAGCACGCUUGCAGGUCUUGCUGGGAACCGCUCCGCAUUCAAUGCCGUGCUCUUCAACCACGCUAUCAACGGCACGACGCUGUACUCGCCGUUGCUCACGGGCUCUCAGAACUACACGUCCGCGGGAGGCGAGACGUUUUCGUUCAAAAUAAACGGGACCGGUCAGUACGUCACGCUCGGUAACACCACGGCAACCAUCGUGCAGCCGGACGUGCUCCUCCCGAACGGUGUCAUCCACAUCAUCGACCGCGUCCUGCUCGACACAGACUCGGACGCGAGCGCGGCCAGCUCUGCGCUCUCCUCUGCGACCUCCGCCGCGACGGCCUCGCAAAGCUCGCAGACCGCGCCCAUCGGCUUCAGCAUCACCUCCUCGCUUGCGGCCGCGGCGAGCAGCGCAGCGAGCAGUGCGUCGGCAGCGGCCAGCAGCAGCGGUAGCUCGGGCAACGGCGCCGCUGCACUCGGCUUCAACGCGCACAACCUGCUUGGCAUGGCUGUCGCUGUAGUCGCCGUCGUCUUUGGCGGGAUCAUAACCGUCUUCUAAGCUGGUUGUUCCUUUGGCGUGGAUCGUGCACGAAAGCGAUGGAGUUGCUUUGCUUUCACUUUUGUGACGACUUAUGUUCUGACGUUUUGCACGAACUUCCUUUGAUGACUCUUCUUUGUCAUGGACGAUUUCGCUGUACAUUUUAUAGUACUUACGUUAAUUUUUUCUUCUUCAGACUAGGAACUUUUCUGUGCCAUUUUACUAGUCAUAUACCAGCUCGAUAUUUUCUCAUGC